AGAUAAAAUGAGCAAAAAAAAAGAUAACGAUGCAAUCACACUAAAUGGAUCAUUACAAAAUGACACUUAUCAAAUUACUUAACAAUAAAAUUUAAAUAAAACUUAAUAUAAAUAUUAAAUUUAAACUAACAACGUAAUACAUCUCCCGUUAACCUCACAAAAAGUUUUUUAAAAGGAAACAUGGGGCCCAAAAAAUGUAAUGAUUAAUUGAAAGGCAAUUUCACCGCAUCCCAUUUCUGGAGGGUUUUGCCCAGAGAGAGAUUGCUCUUGUGCAAUUUUUUUGUCUUGUUUAUUGCAGGCCCUGUGAAAUUUUUAUCUUGGUUUAUGGUGGCAACAUUGUUUCUUAUCCGAUCUAUUUCAGCUUGGUUCCUCCAAUUGAUCGCAUGCAUGGGUGGCUGUCUGGGAUCCAGUAGUAAAACCAAAUUAACUUCUUCAGUUCAUGAACCACUGAAUGGGCAGAAACAUCUAGAUCAUUUAGUACAUAAAGCUAAACUAUCUGCGGACUUUUGGACAACUAGCACGUGUGACAUGGAUAACCACAGUGCAGCUCAGUCACGAGGAAGCAUCUCGUCAAUUAGUACAUCUACUCAGACACACGAUGCUCAUGGCACUGCAAAUACGACAAACCAUUCUGAAUUUGUAAAUCAUGUUGGAAUGCUACCUAUGAUAGUCUGCUGGGGAGCAACAAGCCAUUUGCCAAGCCUAUCCCACUUGCUGAAGGAAUGUAUGAUUAAGAUGUUGCAAGCAAAGGCUGCGGGACAAAUUGUCAAGGGAGUAGGUCUAGGAUGAUCUAAACUUGAUUUGCUUCGAAGAGGUUUCUGGAUAUGGGGUGUUUUGUAAAUGAUAUGUAAUCUACUUGGUGUACAUUUAAACGAACGAUUGUGCUGGGAAACCUGUUGACGUUUAUAAAAACUAUGGACUCUUCUGGUUCU
This is a messenger RNA of Lycium barbarum (goji berry), 932 nucleotides long. RefSeq lists its product as uncharacterized. The record is from RefSeq and is a predicted model, not a curated record. Lineage: Eukaryota; Viridiplantae; Streptophyta; Magnoliopsida; Solanales; Solanaceae. The coding region runs from base 325 to 789 and encodes 154 amino acids. The transcript is spliced from 4 exons.